Messenger RNA from Puma concolor (puma), 758 nucleotides. Its product is annotated as cystatin-C-like. Lineage: Eukaryota; Metazoa; Chordata; Mammalia; Carnivora; Felidae. Gene Ontology annotation, molecular function: cysteine-type endopeptidase inhibitor activity. Gene Ontology annotation, cellular component: vesicle; cytoplasm. The record is from RefSeq and is a predicted model, not a curated record.
UUCUAUCUUACUUGACCUGCCUUACGGCAUCCCAGCGCGAACACACCAUGGCCGGGUCCUUGCGCACCCCGCUGUUCCUGCUAGCCGCUGUGGCCCUGACUCUGGCCCUGGCUGUGAGUCCCGGGACCGGCAGGAGAAACAACAAGUCUGCACUGGUGGGCGCCCCGUUGGACGCCGACGUCAACGAGGAGGGCGUGCAGCAGGCGCUGAACUUCGCCCUCAGCGAGUACAACAAGGCGAGCAACGACGCGUACCACAGCCGUGCGAUGCGGGUGGUGCGUGCCCGAAAGCAGGUCGUGGCUGGGAUGAACUACUUCUUGGACGUGGAGAUUGGACGAACCAGAUGUACCAAGUCCCAGCCCAACUUGGACACCUGUCCCUUUCAUGACCAGCCACACCUGAUGAGGAAAACGCUCUGCUCUUUCCAGAUAUACACUGUACCCUGGAUGGGCAAGACAUCCCUGGUGAAGUCCAGCUGCCAGGAUGCAUAGAGGACCCUGUGACAGGCUGGGUUGCUCUGACCCCCUUCUCCCACCCCGCUCCCCCCUUGUAGAACUCCUAAUCCUUGGAAGGGUGGCCCUGUCCAGGUGAUGUCCCCUCAGUGUGCUGGUCCCAGGAGACAAAUAGAAAAGGGUUCUGGGGCAUUUUCUGAACAGCUAAGUGACUGUAACUCCUUUCUUUUAAUUGUUUUCCAAAUGUACUAGUAUGUAGUGCACUUGUUCUGCUCUAUCUUCAUCAAUAAAAAGUAACAUCAGCUA